This is a messenger RNA of Suillus subalutaceus, 1781 nucleotides long. RefSeq lists its product as uncharacterized. The transcript has 3 exons. Lineage: Eukaryota; Fungi; Basidiomycota; Agaricomycetes; Boletales; Suillaceae. The coding region runs from base 120 to 1691 and encodes 523 amino acids. The record is from RefSeq and is a predicted model, not a curated record.
UACUCAACUAAUAAUACACUACCGUGCCGCAGAGAACGCUUUCUUCCUGACGUCAUAACCCGGAUAAGGACGUCGCAUUAGUAGGUGAACGCCCCUUAGCCUAUGUACUCGCACUACUCAUGCACUCCUGCCUCCAUAUUUAUGAAAUUCUGCGGAACAUUUUUUCGGCCCUAAACAAUUAUGAAGACAUCACGCUUGACAUCCAGCAACCAUCCAGAGUCAACGACGUAGAUAUUCGACGCCAGACUCUUGCACGUCUCGCUAGGACUUGUCGCACAUUCUCGGAUCCUGCUUUGGAUGUACUUUGGGCUCACAUAGACACUCUCAGCCCAGUAGUAGCAUGUCUCCUCAGGCACGUAUGGUCACGACGUCGUCAUGGUCUGAGGCUAAAUGGUCGCGUUCAAGAGUCUCAUUGGCGGGCUAUCGAAAAGUACCUUACGAGAGUUCGAGCUCUUGGCGUGGGGCGGAGUGUCAUGCGUAUGGAUGACUUCUCUCUAGAACUCGUACAUACCCUCUGCGGUCAUCCCUGGCCUUUCCUACUCCCUCGCCUUGAAAAACUGUUCUGGUCGGACAGUAGCUAUGAAUACACUCGCCUCCUUUCCGACCUUCUCAGCCCCACCCUGACUGAGCUUCAUCUACACGCGAUGGAUAACUUGUUUAUGCGUUCGAUUUUACCAAACCUGGGAGUUACAUGUCCCCUCAUGAAAUCCUUUUCCACCACUGGCUUAGAUCCAGCUUCAUCCGUCCCAGUUUCAACAGCAGUUGUAUGUGGUUGGCACCAGCUCAAGACCCUUAGCACAGAAGCGGUUGAUGGACCUGCCUUAUUCCGCCUCUCCACUCUUCCAUCCCUCGAGCACUUGCAACUCUCAUUUCUAUCACAGAAUAGGGGCUUCUUCAAAUACAGUCCGACCACAUUUUCAAACCAUCUUCGCCAUCUCACAAUCCGCGCUCGGAGUCCCGAGCUAUGCGUACCCUUCCUUGAAGCAACGUGGAUACCUGCGAGAAGUGUUUACAUUUCUCUCGGGAACAUCCCGCGAUCUUACAGCAACGAAACCUUUCUUUUACUCCUUGCCUCUCGUGUAACAGCACAACAAGUGCAAGCUCUCUCACUCGAUUUGACUUGUGAUUGGCUGCUUACAAUCACCGAAAUCAUGCCCCUGUUCUCAUUUUGCGCGUUGGAAGAACUAACGCUUCCAUCAACCUCUAGCAACCUCACUAUAAACGACCAAGACCUCAUCAGAGCUGCGAAAUCGUGGUCCAAGCUCACAAAAUUACGUCUGGGCGAUGAGGGCAGGUGGACAUCACCAGUGCGUCCUCAAAUCACCCUGCACGGGUUUGCUAGUCUGCUCUUGCAUUGCCCACACUUGUGCACUCUUGGCAUCAGCAUGGACGCCACCUCAUAUAAUGUUGUGACGCCCCAGGUACCAGGGGGUGGUGUAAUCAAUACUAAGAUCACCACACUCUCUGUCGGGGCAUCGCUAAUCGAGAAUCCGUUGGCUGUCGCCGCCUUCCUCUCCUCCGUCUUACCAAACUUGAACAACAUUCUGUCCAAGGUCGACACCGACUUCAUGCCAAGUCAAACGGAAAGACGUCACGCGAAGUGGGCGAGGACUGCAACGUAUCUGCGAGAUGUACACAUGAUCAGGAAGCAGGAGCGGGCCAGAUUGGGGAUCCGUACUAGGGUCAUGUAGCGCAGAGUUUGUAUUUCAGGAGGGAACCAUUCGAAGUCAGAAUAGUGGUUCCUAGCGAUGCGCGAUUAUCAUGAUGUAGACUGAUGCGCA